UAUAAAUUAAAGCUAAACGAAAUGAAUUGAAUAAGUAUUAAUAAAUAAAUAAUUAACAUUAUAAUUUUACAUAGUAAUGGAGUAUUACAAUUCUGAAAAGGAAAUUAGGAAAUGCUCCUUAGAAAGAAACAUUACGAAGCAAAACGAAAAUAAGAAAAGCAGACAACAAAACAUUGUGAAGCCAAACAAAAUCAAGAUGAAAAUGGAUCCGCCAAACAAAAUCAAGAGAAACGGAUCUGCCAAACAAAAUCAAGUAGAAGAUAGAGAAAAAGAAUUGCGACAGAAGAAAAGAAGAGGAGAAAAGAAAGAGAGGAGGAGAGGAGGAAAAGGAGCAGAUCUGCAAGAUCUUCGCCAUGACCUCCCGCCAAACCGUUGCACCGCCAGACUGCUGCAACGCCACAUCUUCUCGAUCUAUCUUGCCACAUCGACAACUCCUCCAUUAAUUUGUACGUCGCUGGACCUUGAAGACUUGAAGCUGUCCUGCUUAGCUAUGGAUGAAGGAGAGAGAGGGUUUGGUGAGGCUGUUGGGGAGAAAUAAGGUUUGGCGUGAGAGCAUAGAAA
Molecule: messenger RNA, 561 nt
Organism: Cuscuta europaea
Lineage: Eukaryota; Viridiplantae; Streptophyta; Magnoliopsida; Solanales; Convolvulaceae
Source: the annotation of a GenBank genome assembly